AUGGGUGUCAACGGCCUCUGGACCGUUGUCCAGCCGUGCGCUCGCCCGACCAACCUCGCGACGCUCAACCGGAAGCGCCUCGCCGUCGAUGCGUCCAUAUGGAUAUAUCAGUUCCUCAAGGCCGUGCGUGACAAGGAGGGCAAUGCGCUGCGCAACUCGCACGUUGUCGGCUUCUUCCGCCGCAUCUGCAAGCUGCUCUGGUUCGGCAUCCUGCCCGUCUUCGUCUUCGAUGGCGGCGCGCCCGCCCUCAAGCGCGCCACCAUCCAGAAGCGCCAGCGCAGGCGGGAGGGCCGUCGCGACGAUGCCGUCAGGACUGCCGGCAAGCUGCUGGCCGUGCAGAUGCAGCGCAUCGCCGUUGACGAGGAGGAGAGGCGCAGGAAGGAGCACCAGGACACGGAAGUAGCCGCGCGCGAGGCACGCCUCCAGGAAGAAGACGCUGCUGCUGCGAGCACGGCAGAAGUCGGAUACAUGGCUGAGAUAGGCAUGUCGCAACAGGAAAAGGCCCAGACGAGGAGGUUCCACAAGCAAGACGCCUACCAUCUCCCUGAGCUGGACGGCGGAAUAGCCUCCAUGGGCAAGCCCGACGACCCGCGCAUUAUGAGUGUCGAGGAGCUCGAGGAGUAUGCCCGGCAGUUUCACAACGGAGAGGACAUCAAUCUCUACGACUUCAGCAAGAUUGAUUUCGACGGCGACUUCUUCAAGAGCCUCCCCGCCCCUGAUCGAUACAACAUCCUCAAUGCCGCCAGACUACGAAGCCGACUCAGAAUGGGCCUUAGCAAGGACCAGCUAGACGACAUGUUCCCAGACAGGAUGGCUUUUUCGAGGUUCCAAAUCGAAAGAGUCAAGGAGAGGAACCAUCUCACCCAGCGGCUCAUGGCUGAAGUUGGCAUGACAGGUACAGACUUGACGCUGGGGAUCAACGCCCGCGUCGCCGGUGAAAGGGACCGCGAGUACAUCCUGGUCAAGAACGAGGGCGCGGAGGGUGGUUGGGCCUUGGGCGUCGUCAGCAAAGACAAGGACAUUGGAGAGGCGCACAAGCCCAUUGAUGUGGACGCCAUCCAGGUGCAAUACCAGACCAAGGACAUGGAAGAGGAGGAAGACGAGGACGACUUUGAGGACGUCCCCAUCGAGGGCCUUAACCGACUUCCGAAAGCGACACCCGUUAAUCUGGGUGUUACUCAUGCUGCACGGGAAAUGGCGGCGCAACGGCAGCGAUUCCACGACAGCCAGUCACAUGCCGCUACAACGGGGCGAGGCGAGGAUGAGUCCCUCUUCGUCGGUGGCAACACGGGAGAAGCGGCCUCUGUCCUUCAGGACGAGCCAGAACAAAAAAUGCACCCGGAAGAGGCGGACGACCUGAGUCGCGCGAUUGCCAUGUCCCUCAAGAACCAACACGACUUCGACGAGGACUCGGCUGCCGACGAGGAGUUUGAAGACGUGCCUGAGGCUGCGCCAGAGUGGACACAAAAGGCUGUGAAAGAGACGCGGCCCAUAAUGUCUACCAGCGGCUCCAUGAUUGCGCAUAUUGUCAACAACCGAGCCAGCGCAGCCGUGCCGAAGCGAAAAGAAGAGGCACACACUCAUGAAAGCGAUAGCGAGGAGGACAUGCAGACCGUCUUGGCUCGGUCGCGGAAGGCAAAAGCUGCACAGCCCAAGCCUGUCGUGGAGAACAAGAAGAACCCGUUUGAUGGGCCGUUGCCGUUUCCGAAACUUGAUUGGCGCAAGUCGCUCUUCGCUAAAGGGCCUGCCGAGGAGAGCAAGACGGGCGUAGGGCAGACUGAUGUUGGUGGUGAAGUGGCCGAUGACAUGGCCGGCGGGUUCGAGGUCGAGCACCCGCAAGAGCAAGACGGGUCCCUGCCCCUGCCCCCUUGGAUGAUCGACAAUACAGAUAUCCGAGAGUCGCUGAAGAAGCAGCAGGAUGCUGAGCGAGAGAUUAACGAGGAGGACAGACAAGAGGCGGAGGAGGAACAGCGGAAGAGGCGACGAGAGAUGCAAAACCAGAUGAUCGAGAUCGACUCAUCAUCCGAUGACGGGAGCGACAUUGAAAUUGUCGAAAUCCCACCUUCGCCAGAGCCACAGGGCGGCCAGGAAUCGCUGACUGUUGACGCCAUUGAAGAGACAAGCAUGGUCGAGGGUGCCCAAUCUGCAGCAUCCCCAGGGCGGGAAGCAAGCCCGGUGCUGUCACCAGAGCCUACAUUCGAGGAGGUGGAGAUACCCCAGGGGUGGCAAGAUGGAGACGAAAUACCCACGGAAACAACCCAAGCGUCAGCAACUCCGGAGCCCGAGUUUGAGGACGUGCCAGAGCCAGAGCCGACAGCACCAGUCCCGACAACAGCACGCGAAGAGUCGCCACUAUUUCCGGAACUUGCACAAGUCGACUCGCAGUCCGAGCUGCAGAAUCAAGGCGGUGGUGCCACCUUGGCGGAUGACCCCUUUGCGGAUGUCGAGUACGACGAGUUCAGCGAUGCCGAGGAUGAGGAGCUCAUGAUGCAAAUGGCCGCUGAGGCCGAGGAACACGCCCGGUUUGCCAGCGAGCUUAACCAGAAAUCGACGACGCAGAACAGGGAAGAUUAUGAGAAAGAGCUCCGAGCUUUGCGGAGUCAACAGAAGAAGGAUCGCCGCGAUGCGGACGAGGUCACGCAGGUCAUGAUCUCGGAGUGUCAAGCCCUUCUCCGUCUUUUUGGCAUUCCUUACAUCACCGCGCCGAUGGAGGCGGAAGCCCAAUGCGCUGAGCUGGUGCGUCUAGGGAUCGUCGAUGGCAUCGUCACGGACGACUCGGAUACGUUCCUGUUCGGUGGCACGCGCGUUUAUAAGAACAUGUUCAACAGCAACAAGUUCGUCGAGUGCUACCUCGGUGUGGAUCUCGAAACCGAAAUGUCGCUCUCGCGGGAGCAGCUCAUCUCUCUGGCGCAGUUGCUCGGCUCAGACUAUACAGAGGGUCUGCCGGGCGUCGGUCCCGUCACAGCCAUCGAGAUUCUGUCCGAGUUCCCUGGGAAGCGGGGACUGGAUGACUUCCGCGAAUGGUGGACCGCGGUUCAGUCCCAGAACCGGCCCAAAGAGGCCGACGCCUCGUCGCCCUUCCGCAAGAAGUUUCGCAAGUCCCAGGCGACGAAGCUCUUCUUGCCCCCGGGCUUUCCCAACCCGGCCGUGUACGACGCAUACCUGGAGCCAGAGGUCGACCACAGCGCGGAAGCGUUCCAGUGGGGCGUGCCAGAUCUCGAGGGGCUGCGGCGUUUCCUCAUGGCAACGAUCGGAUGGAGCAAAGAGCGGACGGACGAGGUGCUGGUUCCCGUGAUCCGGGACAUGAACAGGCGGGGCGUGGAAGGCACGCAGAGCAACAUUACGAGAUUCUUUGGGGGCGGGGUUGGUGUCGGAGCCAAGGAGGCGUUUGCGCCAAGGCAAAAGGCGCAGGGAAGUAAGAGGAUGCUGGCUGCCGUGGACAAGUUGCGUGCCAACGUCGGAGGCGCCGAGGGGAGCCCGGAGAGCGGCGAGAAGUCCUCCAACAAGCGGAGGCGGACGGCCAAGAGGGGCGUGGUUGUCGAUGGUGAAGACGAGUAG
Molecule: messenger RNA, 3558 nt
Organism: Purpureocillium lilacinum
Lineage: Eukaryota; Fungi; Ascomycota; Sordariomycetes; Hypocreales; Ophiocordycipitaceae
Product: DNA repair protein rad2
Biological process (GO): nucleotide-excision repair
Cellular component (GO): nucleus
Molecular function (GO): single-stranded DNA binding; DNA endonuclease activity
Source: RefSeq, a predicted model, not a curated record